AUGGUCAAGCAUCGACAAAAGUUGAAGCAAAAACUCCGCGUAACUUCAACUUCGACCACCACAGCUACUUGGCGACAAACUCAAAAGUCUACUAAUCAAGAGGAGUUCACCCCACUCGUAAUAACACUCCUUGAAAAACUUCGUAACGAAUCCCGUCCUCAAGCUUCUUCCCAAACAGAUCUCUCCCUCCUACCUUCUCCAGCAUACAACUACUUUUUACGUGAAGAGUCAGAACAAGCUCGACAAGCGCAACGUCGGAUUGAUGAUAUCAGUGGAAGAGUCUCUGGGCCUGCGCCACCGCUAAGCUGGCAGAAUGUUUGGAAACAUGGUGAGGGUAAGAAUGAACAUGGGCUAUACAAGCGGGCUUUGGAUGUAAAUACGGAAGAAUUUCACGGUUUGCCCUCCUUGCAGGAUAUUAGUGCAAAAUGUUUGGCUGUUAAUCUCCAGUAUUUUAUUGGAAAGUCUUACUUUGCUCAGAUGCCAACGCAUCUGAAGCAGAGUAUUCUUUAUUAUGCCAGCACAUACAACCCCUUGAAUGACGAGCUUUUUUCGUUGUUUGCGAAUGACAAGGGAUACGAAGAGUUAGUUCUAGCUAACAGUAAAGUGUCUUUUGAGACUCUGAAAAGAGCAUUCUGGCGAACAGAUAAAAAGCAUCGAAAGGAUUCCUUAUCUUCUGUUGCAUAUCCAGAAGAUGAACUGAAAGAAAAUGGAAAAGAAAAUGCUGCAGUUAUUAGCGAGUCUAUAAAUAAUAUCAUCGAGGACUGCGCCGUAGCUCCUGUCGGCAUUCAAGGAACUGGUCUUCCGACCGCAACAGUCAAGAAGAAUGAGAAGAAAACCGUUUAUUCUUGCACUCUUACCAAUCUGCGCCGCCUGAAUCUCGCUUUCAAUAAACAAAUUCCGGCAAUGUCAAUAGCAACACUUUUAUCGUCAACUGUUCCUCUAUUGACACACUUAUCUAUUGCCGGAUGCUUUGAUCAAGGGAGUGGCCCUCAUGCGUUGGGAAUCCUAUCACGAGGAUUAAUUAAUCUUGUCUUUUUAGAUUUGUCUCAUUGUGAAUGGGUCAAUGAUUUAGUCUUAAUGAAGUACGUAAACUGGCAAAGGGACUUGAAAUAUUUAAGAGCUCUUAUUAUAGUUGGCUGCAAAAUUAAAGAUGUGCAAGAUGCAUACUCUAAAGUUAGAGAAGACAGAGUCUGGAUUGACAUUGUUGUGUAA
Paraglomus occultum is the source of this 1212-nucleotide messenger RNA. NCBI's taxonomy places the organism in Eukaryota, Fungi, Glomeromycota, Glomeromycetes, Paraglomerales, Paraglomeraceae. The record is from the annotation of a GenBank genome assembly.